AUGUCAAGGGACUCUCUGUUAGUCGGCUCCUUUGUGGUAGCAGAUUAUGUGGUGUUUGCUGCCAUGCUCAUGGUGUCUGCUGCCGUGGGGAUCUAUUACGCCUGGACUGACAGGAGACUGAGAAGCUCUGGGGAAUUCCUGACGGGGGGCCGGAGAAUGACGGCCCUGCCUGUAUCCCUGUCCCUGACCGCCAGCUUCAUGUCAGCCAUCACGGUGCUGUCUAACCCAGCAGAGGUAUACCGCUACGGAGCCAUCAUUGUAUUUUAUGCCAUCGCCUAUUUAAUGACGAUGCUGGUGACCUCGGAGGUCUUUCUCCCAGUUUUCUACAAGCUGGCCAUCACCAGCACAUAUGAGUACCUGGAGCUGCGUUUCAACAGAGCGACCCGUCUGCUGGGAACCGCAUUCUUCAUUGUUCAGACAAUCCUCUACACUGGAAUCGUCAUCUAUGCUCCAGCGCUGGCUCUAAACCAAGUGACGGGCAUGGAUCUGUGGGGGGCCAUCAUUUCCACAGGAGUGGUCUGUACCUUUUACUGCACAAUGGGCGGUCUGAAGGCGGUGGUGUGGACAGAUGUGAUUCAGCUUGGUGUCAUGGUUGCAGGUUUCCUGGCUGUCAUUGUCCGCGCUGUGGUCGUACAAGGCGGAUUCAGCGCCAUCAUUUCAGACUCACAAGAUGGAGGAAGACUCAACUAUUGGGACUUUGAUGCAAACCCUCUGAGGAGGAACACUUUCUGGACUUUAACAAUUGGAGGGACUUUUAUUUGGACCAGCAUCUAUGGGAUCAACCAGGCGCAGGUUCAGAGAUACAUCUCCUGCAAGAGCAUCACUCACGCCAGACUCUCCUUGUACAUCAACUUGUUGGGUCUGUGGUUCAUCUUGGUGUGUUCAGUGUUCGCGGGAAUGUGCCUCUACUCAGUCUACAAAACCUGCGACCCAUGGACCACUGGAUUUAUCUCUGCUCCUGACCAGCUGAUGCCGUAUCUGGUGAUGGACAUCUUGAGAGACUAUCCUGGCCUUCCUGGACUGUUUGUUGCAGCAGCAUAUAGUGGAUCCUUAAGCACAGUGUCUUCCAGCAUCAACGCUCUGGCUGCAGUGACGGUGGAAGACCUCAUUAGACCACAUACCAACUUAUCAGAGAAACAGCUGUCCUGGAUCUCGAAAGCAAUGAGUUUUUUAUAUGGAGUUUUAUGCAUUGGCAUGGCUGGAGUGGCUUCAUUCAUGGGGGGCAUCUUGCAGGCAGCCAUCAGCAUUUUUGGGGUCAUAGGCGGUCCUUUACUCGGCUUGUUCACAUUGGGAAUCCUGUGUCCAUUUGCCAACUCUAAAGGAGGGUUGUCAGGUCUGUUGUCGGGUCUGGUUGUGUCACUGUGGGUGAGCAUCGGAUCCCAUAUUUACCCCCCUCCCCCUGAGAUGACCCGGCCUCUGCCGCUGAGCACUGACGGCUGUAACUUCACAACAACGAGCGGCUUCAACUGGAGCUCCACUGCUCUCCCAACACAGCAGAGCUCCCCCACGACAGCCCCGGACCACAUCUGGGGGCAGUAAGUACCCGUACUGGAGGACUGGUACUCUCUGUCCUACCUUUACUUCAGUCCACUUGGAACUGUGACAGCUAUUAUCGUGGGGCUGAUAGUCAGCGUAUUAACAGGAGGUUGUAAGCUGAAAGUGGAUCCGAAGCUUAUGUUAAUGAAAGAAGACACAACUUUUUAUCACUUAAUCAAGUCAUUCAAAGGCAGAGUCAAGAGACGGAGUUGGACCCUUGAGAUGAAGAAUAAAGAGAGAAAGUUUGGCAACACCAAUCCUGCUUUCAACGAUGCCUAAAUGGACUUCACUAAAAUCAUUGAGAACUGUUACCUUAAAGUGGCACAGAAACAUGUGUGA
This is a messenger RNA of Cololabis saira (Pacific saury), 1875 nucleotides long. It is a transcript of the gene slc5a8, whose product is annotated as solute carrier family 5 member 8. Gene Ontology annotation, biological process: sodium ion transport; propanoate transmembrane transport. Gene Ontology annotation, molecular function: organic acid:sodium symporter activity. Gene Ontology annotation, cellular component: membrane. The record is from RefSeq and is a predicted model, not a curated record. The transcript has 18 exons. Lineage: Eukaryota; Metazoa; Chordata; Actinopteri; Beloniformes; Belonidae.